AUGAAGGUGCUUUUGGCCAGCUGGGGGUUGCCUCAUCCCGUCAUUCAGGCUUACAGCAACAUUGGCAUCCAGCGGCUGUUUCCAUGGCAGGCAGCCGCAGUCGAGGAGGGCGCAGAUGGCAGCAACUUGGUUUUCUCUGCACCGACAUCGGGGGGAAAGAGCUUGGUGGCAGAGGUAUUGCUCAUCAGGCGACUGCAACAGAAGAGAAGAAUGGGACAGUCCUGGAACCGAAAGAUCUUUGGACGUGCACUCUUUGUCCUUCCCUACCUGAGCGUUGUUGCAGAAAAGGCAGCACACUUGCAGCACAUUUUGGGGCCCAUGGGCUGCAAGGUUAAGGGAUACAAUGGAUCCGUCACAGGAAUGCCAUUGGCACCAAGGGGGGAAUCGGUGGCUGUGUGCACACAUGAGAAGGCCAACAUCGUGAUAAACCAGCUAAUACAAGAAGCACGCCUGCAUGAGUUGGUGUCAGUCAUCAUUGAUGAAGUGCAUAUGUUGGGCGACAAGGACAGGGGCAUUUCCCUGGAACUUGGCAUCACAAAGCUUCUGUACUCGCAGCAUGGGCCCUCCACCCAAAUCGUAUGCAUGUCUGCAACGGUGCGGGGACUAGAGACCCUUAGGCAGUGGCUCCAGGCUCGCCUGUUUGUGACCAAUCACCGGCCUGUGCCCCUCAUCCAGCAUGCCGUCUUUGACGGACAGGUGUUUGAAUUCAAGCCACCACCUGCAGGCACCCCUGGGGACACUGCUCCUCUGAAGCAGAUCCGGGACCUGACAGAGUCCAUCCUGCCAGAUAGAGACAGGCUUGUGCCUCUGGUUGCAGAGGCAGUUGCCCGCGGGGAGUCUGUGUUGGUGUUCUGUGGAAGCCGUGCACACACCCAGAGCUGUGCAAAGAUGGUUAGCGAGCUGCUUCCACAGCAGUUGCCAGAAACUGGUGGUUGUGAGGAAAGCAGGCAGAGCAGGGUGAAGCUCUUACAAGAGUUGCAGGAUGCAUUGUGCGGUUACUCGAAUCCCUUGCUGCAAGACCUGAUUUUGAGUGGAGUCGCCUACCACCAUGCUGGCAUGCUGCUUGAAGAGCGUCGCUGCAUGGAGGCAGGCUUCCGUUCAGGUGCCCUGUCUGUUUUGGUGGCCACCUCGACGCUUGCGGCUGGUGUGAACCUCCCAGCAAACAGGGUUAUCCUUCGGAGCCUGUGGCAGGGGGGCCAGAUUGUGAGCAAGACGAUGUACCUGCAGAUGGCGGGCAGGGCUGGACGUGCUGGCUUGUCAACCCGUGGGGAGUCGUACAUCAUAGGCAGGGGCUUUGCAGAUGAUGCCAACCAGGAGUGGCGACAAGUAUGCAGCCUGCUCACAGAGCCUCUGCCUCUCCUGGAAAGCCAGCUGGCACCCAGCCUCUCAGAUCCAGCAUCAGAACUGGACGUUGUUGGCAAAAAGGAACUCAACCAUUUUUGCAAAAUGCUGCUGGAAGUUAUAGCGAAUGGGUCCGUUCGGUCCGGCCAGCAGACCCCUUAUGAGCUUUUGCACAGAGUCACCAAAGGAUCCCUUGGUGCUUUGAGGGAUGCAAAGCUCAUAUCACUGGUGGCCGACAGCAGCAAGACAACAAAGGAGUCGGCAGCUUGGAAGCCAACAGCGAUGGGAAGAGCCAUAUUUGCCAGUGGUCUCAAGCUCAAUGAUGCUGUUGUCCUUUAUCAAAGACUGAAGAGCGCACAAGGCGGUCUUGUCAUGGGUGACAUGACACACCUGAUCUACACACUGAUGCUGGAACGCCCUGUUGACAUCUAUGACUGGGAGCAGUGGGGCCAGUUGUUCAGACGUCUGAAGUCCACGCAGAGGGAAGCUGCAAAGCGCAUAGGGGUCUUUCAGGAAGACAUCGAGGCUGUGUGCAGGGGUCAAGGAGUCAAGGAAGAGAUCUCAACCAGGCACUCCUGCUUUGCGGCAUCGUGUGCAAUUGCCGAUCUGCUCCAGGAACGUGCAGUUCAGCAAGUGGAGGAAAUUUGGGGGAAGUGCGGCGAACCUGCGGCCAUUCUUAAGGGUGGUUUGUCUGCUGGUCAGCUGCAGAAGCUUCAAUCCGAUGUUGCCAAGACGGCUGCAAUGGCAUCUUACAUGUGCCAAUCUGCUGGCUGGUGGCAGCUGGACACCUUGACUUCCCUGCUGGCACAGCAAGCAUCUGUGGGUGUGCGGCCCGACCUGCUGAGUCUUAUGCGCAUCCCAACGAUGACUGCUGCCCGAGCGCGAGCGCUGCAUGACAGGGGCAUCACCAGCCCUGAGGCUCUGGCCGCUGCGUCCGUGGAUGCCAUCGAGGCGGCUGUGGAAGAUGUGUUGCCGAACAACUUGAAGAGGCAGAGCAAGAGGGCGUGCAUGGAAGGGCAACGGGGUGCAUGUGUGGGCCAGCCUGGCGUUCGUGCACUGGUGCAGAGGGCAGCUAAGCGGCUGGUGGAGGACACAUGCAUGUUGCUGGUUGCCAAUGCAAGGGAGGCUGCAGAGGAAGCACGGGCUGUUGUGCAGGAACUUGCGGAUGUGGACAAAGUUGCACAAGGCACAGACUCAAGGGACCCGCAGAUCGUCAGCUGUCUUGUCCCGUCGGGUGGCACAGAUGUUGGGCCGCCUCGCCAACAUCAUUCCUCUGGUGCCUGCCAAGGCCACGUCUCUGUGCAGCAGCUGUCCAUCCAUUCCAGCAUCGCUGCCAUAGUGCAGUUCAUGGAGGCAUGGGCCAGUGCCCCUGUGUUUUCAUGGUGCUUAGUCCACACUGCAGGCGAUGAGACACAGUGUGACGAUGCCAACAUGCCGCUAUGUGCCACUUUUCAAGAUGCAGGGCCUGCAGAGCAGGGACGGCUGAAGCCAGUGAUCGGGAUUGCCGUGUGCUUUGAUCCUGGCCACGUUGUGUACCUUGAUCUCACACACAAGGCCGAAAUGAUUGAGGAAAGGGUGGUUGCAGAGCACAUGCUGUGGGCAGGUGUUGGGCGCGUAUUUUCCCAGGACAGUGCCUGCAAAGUUGGCUUCGGAUUGAGGUGGCAGCUGACUGAGCUGAUGUUGAUGAACGUCUUACCCAGGGCACCACUGUGUGACAUCGGUGUCGCGUAUGCACUGCUGCACCCAGAAUUACAGGAAAAGGAAGGGGCCAGGCUUCAUUCAAUCUUCAACAGCAUGGUCAGGCGCACGUUCUUCUUGCAGCCACUGGCACAGGCGUCAGUUGCCCAGGCAUGUCAAGAAGCUUACAUGUCAUUUCUGCUGUUUCAGCCAGUCAUGGACGUCUUGACACAGCAGUGCAGUCUGAGAUGCUUCCAAGAAGUGGAGAUGCGGUGCCUUUGUGCCCUUGCAGAGAUGUCCGCUGUGGGCCUCAACUUCCAUUGGACGUGCACUGAGGUGAUGGUCGACUGCCUUGCUGCCGCAUGCACAACAGCAUCAGGAGCCUUGGCCUUCAUUCUCAGCUGUGCAGUUGACUUUUCAACAAUGGAAGGAGCUGGGCUUGUUCUUGCUAGGCUGGGUGUGCAUGUUCCAGGCAGUAUGCGGAGGCGUGGUGAUUCACAAACUACCUGGUACGAGUCUGUGAUUGCUGCACUUGAGGGCGUGCUGGCUAAGGAAGCAGAUAUGUACAGUUUUCACAGCCGCAGGCUGUGUGUAUACUGGGCUCUGCAGGGGCUGUCUGCUCAGCGAGCUUUGGAAAUGUGGAGAACCAUUAAAGAUGGGGCGUCUCAGCAUCGCUUAUGCCCAUGGGUCCAGCCUGCUGCUCCCUUUGGUAGGCUGGAGGAAAGGGUGGGAGCGGUUUGCAACGUGCUGAAAACGCUGCAAAUCUACCACGCCUCUGUUCAGAGGAGUAACUUGUCAGUACAAGAUGAAAUCACGCUGGGCUCGUUGUGCCCCAGCUCGUUCCAAGGGCAUCUUACCCCAGUGGUUAUCCAACAAACAGAAGGGCCUCUGAGAGUGGGCUGGCUGCAUGGUGUCACUUAUGAGGGCCCAAGAAGCGACGAAGCUGCUCGUCAUUUCGGUUGGCAGACUGUCUGGCUGGCGUCUGUCUCUUUUGGAUCUCCAGUAGCUUCCACAUGGGAUGAUGGCCAUGGCAUGCGUGGUACAGAUUCCAGAUUGGUGCCUGCCAACUGUGUCUGGCUGGUUGCCACAUCAACAAAUUGCACCCCUUGCUGUCCGUCCAUCUUGGCCAAGGUCUGUGAGGCUAACCCUGUGUCACCACGACCAUCAUCAACUGAACAGAAGCACAUGCAUGGAACCGCAUAUGGCUUGCCAUGUGUAUCUCCGAUGAGCUUCGGGGCACAUGUGCGUCCCUCGUCGACUUCCAGGGCCUUCGUUCUGUGCAGCUAUUGGCUGCUGGAGCUCAGCGUCCUUGCACACUUGAGCAAUGACGGCACACUGCUGGCAGCGAUGGCAGCCUCCGAUCCCCUGCAAUAUCUGGACCAGACGGCUGCAUUGGACCCUGUCAGGAGGACGUGUGCAGGACUCAGGAACUGGAAGCACCCGUCAGUUGCUGACAGCCAUGUUAUAUAUGAUCGAGCUAGGAGUGCUCCCUUAGUGUUUUCUCAGAUGAUUAUGGGCAUGCUGCAUUCCCUGGUGUAUGGAUGGAGCCCCAAGCAGUUGAGCUUGUCUUUGGGGACAUCUCGCAGCCAAGCCCUGAAGCUUAUGGCUGCGCUGUUUGAUGCACUUCCACAAGUUAAGGAGUGUCGAGAUAAUCUGAUGGCUCUAACCAAGAGAAAAGGGUUUGUCCAGACUGUAACAGGCCGCAGGUUGUAUUGUCCCCAGCUUUCAAGCUCAGUGCCUCAGCAGCGUGCUCAGGCAGAGAGACGCAUUUUCAGUCAUGCAUGCUCCGGCUCUGUGGCGGACAUAAUCAAAACAGCACUCACAGAUCUGCACCGCCUGUUCAACGACCCAGAACCAGAUCAGCACCCCCUGCCUGUGCCACAUCCAGCAUUGACGACGGGGGCCAUAUGCCCUUUGUGCCAUGGCAGUGUUGGCAAUGCGCAAAAUCCAAGGGGCCCUGGUAGCAAAGGGAGUCCUCUGCACACCACACAGCCUUGCUGCAGUGACGUGCAGAGGAUGGAUGCGACUACAGAUCCGAAAAUGGAACAUCCUUCCAGCACCGCCCUAAAUGAUGCACAGAUUGGCUCAGUGCAAAGCAGCAGUCUCAAAAGGACAGCACACUGGGAUUGCCACAGAGCAACGCAACAACGUGGAGGAGCUUCAGAGGGUGUUGGGCCAUGUGAAUAUGGGCCUGAAUCUGGAGGAUGCAAUUCAGAACGGGGUCGUUUGUCGGGUGCGCUGUUCAACUGGCACAGGAAUUCUCCAAGAUUGGUGUAUGCGUGCGCAGACAUGAUUGUAGUGGAGUGCGCUGAGGGCGCAAUGGAGACAGUGGGCUCCUUGAUUGAGGACAGCCUGACUGUGCAGACAAGCGACAAACUUGGACUACAGGCGCCCAUCAGGGCAUCCAUAUUUUGGGGUAGGGAUCUGGAUGCUGGAAGGUGGCGGCGAUUGGUUCUGUCCAAAUGA
Ostreobium quekettii is the source of this 5484-nucleotide messenger RNA. Lineage: Eukaryota; Viridiplantae; Chlorophyta; Ulvophyceae; Bryopsidales; Ostreobiaceae. The record is from the annotation of a GenBank genome assembly.